Fibroporia radiculosa is the source of this 1485-nucleotide messenger RNA. RefSeq lists its product as uncharacterized. Gene Ontology annotation, biological process: protein folding in endoplasmic reticulum. Gene Ontology annotation, cellular component: endoplasmic reticulum. The coding region runs from base 1 to 1485 and encodes 494 amino acids. The transcript is spliced from 6 exons. Lineage: Eukaryota; Fungi; Basidiomycota; Agaricomycetes; Polyporales; Fibroporiaceae. Gene Ontology annotation, molecular function: misfolded protein binding; protein-folding chaperone binding. The record is from RefSeq and is a predicted model, not a curated record.
AUGCAUGCCGCCUGCGUUUCCAGGACGCUCCUCAACGUCCCGCGUGGAACUUCGCCGCAACUUUCUCCUGCUGAUUACCUCCUCUACUACAAACGUGCAACUGCGUACUAUUCUCUCAGUCGUCAUCCUGCUGCACUUUCCGACUUCGACAAGGUGCUCGAACUGACGUCCGAUUCGUUUGACAAGGCAUACUUAAUGAAGGCGCGGAUACUUGCCAAGGAGGGGCGGUUUCCCCUGGCGCGAGAAGCGAUCAAGAGAUAUACUUCCGACAUCAAGGAUCAAGAGGCCCAGGAGGUUCUAUUUGGAAUCAGCGAGGGUGAACUAGCAGCGAAGAAGGCUGGACAAGCUUUGCGUGCGAAGUUGUGGACAGCCUGUGAAGAAGCUGCAUUAACCGCUUUGCAGACGGCGUCCCAUUCUGCAGAGCUACGUCAACAACGUGCGGAUUGUGCUCUCGCUGCGGGUGAUAUUGAGAGCUCUAUUGGUGACUUGACUCGUCUCACACAUUUAACCACACCGUCCACCUCCCUGCUCAUGAAAAUUUUCCGCUUGUCAUACUUUCUCGGUCCGUACUCAUUUGGAGACCAGAACGCUGCCUUAUCCACCCUGAAGCAGUGCUUACACUACGACCCGGACUCCUCUGAGUGCCUACCUGCUCACCGCUUGGUGAAGUCGCUUGACAAGUCCUUCAAAAAUCUCGAGAAGCACCUGGCAUCAGAGGAUUGGCGCGCCGUGAUUUCACUCCUUGCUAGCGAGAAGGGCAAGAAGGAAGGUCUUGCAGAGUCAUUCGAUGCCGCGUUAGAGAAACAUAUGACUCGUAUCGCGCUCAGCCUUCCACCUGCUAUACCGCUUCCUCAGGCGAAGCGCCUCUCUCCCAGACGUGAAGCGAUCCUGCGUGGUCUAUGUCGUGCGCAUAUCAAGCUGAACGAGCCGAAGAAAGGGGAGCGCUGGUGUAUUGCUCUAUCGGAGAUGGACGGUCUGGAAGAUGAUGCCGAUGGUGCAAUAGGUCGUGCAGAGGUGCUUUUUAUCCAGGAAGAGUGGGAGGAAGCUGUGCGUGUUCUUGAACGGGCCUUUGAGGCAAACGGACGCUCGAACCGAGACAUUCACCAACGGCUGCAGAAAGCUCAGAAGCUCCUUAAACAGUCCCGCCAUAAGGAUUACUACAAGGUGCUUGGUGUUGCCCGGGACGCUGACACAAAGACGAUCAAGAAGGCUUAUCGGAAAGCAGUCAUGAAGGCGCAUCCAGAUAAGGGCGGUAGCGAGGCCAAGAUGGCGGCAGUCAACGAGGCGUAUGAGGUCCUCAACAACCCAGAGCUGAGACAACGUUUCGAUAAUGGCGACGAUCCGAACGACCCCAUGGCAUCACAGGGCGGAAAUCCCUUUUCUGGUAGCCAAGGCGGGGGGCAACACUUCGCCCAGUUCUUCCAACAGGGCUUCCCAAGCGGAUUCCAGUUCCAUUUCAGUCCACCUGGAUUCCACGGUCAUUGA